Varroa destructor (honeybee mite) is the source of this 4008-nucleotide messenger RNA. Its product is annotated as WD repeat-containing protein 44. Gene Ontology annotation, molecular function: protein binding. The record is from RefSeq and is a predicted model, not a curated record. Lineage: Eukaryota; Metazoa; Arthropoda; Arachnida; Mesostigmata; Varroidae.
ACCUUUCUUAAACCAUAGGGCUUUUUUUAAUACGCUAAACCCCCCGGCUUAACUUAAAUCCUCGAAUUUCACCAAUCCAGCCCUAUUGUGUGUGAUUCGUCAGUGAAAAUGUAUUGGAUAAUCUCCGAUCAAAGCAUACACAUCUAAUGCUCUGCACCUCUCGACGACAUGUUUAGUUCGAUAGCCCGGAAAGCCGACCAAUCCCAACCAUAUUUUUAAUGUUAUUGUUUCUGGUAUGAGAGCGGACAACAGAGUUGCAUUAGCAGACGACGUCUUUCUAUUCGUUCACUCAUCCAGUGGUUGUCGAACGAUACAGGGGAAGCAUGUGUGAUAGAUAUAUAUUCAUCGAUCAAUUGUCAUGUGAACAGUAGUCAUUGCCAGUGUGAGUUAAGAAACGAUCGGUGUGCUCACCUCGGAUGUCUCAGGAGGCGCCCAUGGGACACGAUAGCAGCAGGAAAGUAUUAAUGUUAGUUAUUAGAACUGCUGUAUGUGAGUGUUGUCUCUGUUGAGCUAUACUAUGUAAGAAGUGAAAAAAACGUUUUAUGGAAGUUUCGCUUUAAGCGUGUCGUUUGUGCAUCGGAAAAGGGAGACCAAGCGUCUAUCGGCUCUCCCUGCAUUCCGACAUUGGAGUCGCAAUUAGACCAAAGCUCUAUCUGAUAGGAGACAGAUCAGAAAACAUGUCCCUAUCAGGAUCCGAUUCGGACGAAUUUUUCGAUGCGGAGGAUGCAUCAUUGACACAAAUUGCUAGCGAAGAUUUGAGCACGGAGCCGGCUAGUCUUGAUAGUGGAACGCACUUUUUCAUUGAUAAAGAAGCCCUACGUCUUAAGGCUGAUGAGGUUGAACAACGGGCCCGGCGGAUUGAGGAGCGACGUCAACGCCUUCUUCGAGAAGAGGAAGAACCUUCUCAUCCUGGCACUUCAGCAUUGCCAGCUCAUUUUGACGACGAAUCCAGCUCGUAUUCUGAAAGUAUUGCCUCGUCAUCCGUUGAGGGACUUUACCUUACGAAGCUUAAGCAGCAGACCCCGCUAACAUCAGCGGUAGCCCAUCAACCCUCGAGUUCAUCGUCGUCUUCACCGUCGCAGCUGCUGCCGGAGAACCGUCUGCAGCCUCUGGCCAACAGUGCAGCUAAAUUUUCGUCGAAUAGUUGCGGUGUUAAACGGGCAGGUGUCGGAAAAAAUGGAACGAAUAACAGCAAUUCCCACAAUACGAGCAAUAACAACCACAGUACUAAUGAACCUGACCUUGUCGCGUCAACAAAGCCACCGACGAAUUUCCCACAGGAAUUCGUACCGCCGAUUGCACCCCCAAGACGUCGCAAAACGUCGCGCUCACGAGCAAGUUAUGCCGAAUCGCGUCGCUCGCCAAACCCUUCUGCAUACGACAGUGAGGAUGCAGUUUCGAUAAACUCUGUAGUACCUCUUGGCCUCCCGGCACCACCCGUUGAAACACCGACUUCGUCGAUUGGUAGAGACUUCUCGCUGCCAAUUGAAAAUGUCCAGAGGGGACAGUUCGUCGUUAAGCCACAGGUCCUAAAAGACAACGAAGAAGAUAAAGGUUUAUCAAAAGAGGAGGUUCGGUUGUGUGAAAAUGCGACAGGAAGCGGGAAAGAAACCUCGAAAGAAGGCACUGGAGGAAGAUUGCCUCGAAGGUCAAGCAAUGCUAGCGUGAAAACGCUUGAAUACAAAACUCCCGAGAAUUCGUUAAAGGCGACGAAUGCAUUGCCACGUCUAAGGACAGAUUCUGGUCGACAGUUGUCAGACUUAGAGAUACUAGAACAAAUCGAAGUGCUCAAUCUGGACACUGGCGAGAAGAUUCCAUUAAGUGUAGCUGAAGACAAGCUGCCGCAGUGCGUUAAUCCUCUCAGUUUACAUUUAAUGCGGAUCACGCAAGAAUAUGUGAGCCCGUGGUUCAAAAGCCGCAAACAAAAGCGAUACCUUCGAAGAAUGAAGGAGCGUCUCAAUGACAGCUCACAAGACGCACUCGACGAGGUGCCACCGUUGCACCGCAGUCUCAGCGAAGUUAGCGAAUCAGCUGGCAAUAGCGGACCUGAGGCAGGGGCCGGAGAUAACGACGAUCACAGUUCGACGACCAAAUUGGAUGGCGGCUCGGAUAUCGAAGGUGCCGGCCUUACAGAGCCGGCUACAGACGACCCACCGGACUUGGAGCCCAGCGGUACGCUGAAGAAAAAGGCAAGUAAGUUGAAACAGAAGCUGAGCAAGAAACUAGAAGCCACAGUGACAAAGAUUAAAAACGUUGCUGAAAGUGUUGAUGAAAAAAUUCAGCAGUGGCAGUCCCAGCAUAGCCAGGAAGAACCAGCCGAAGUAGAUCUUAUGACAUUAGACCCACAACCGGACAAAGUUAAGGUGACCACGUCCUCCAAAAAUCAGAAGUCGGAUUUCGACGGAAUUCGGGAAGUGCAAGCUCUGAAAGGUAUCCACCAAGGAGCAGUAUGGACGAUGAAAUUUUCGCAGUGUGGUAGGCUAUUGGCAAGUGCUGGUCAGGACCAUAUUGUGCGGGUCUGGGUCCUUAGAGACGCAUUCGAACACUUCAAUGAAGUUCGACGAAAAAGCCAAGCGAACACUGGGCGUGACCGGGAGGACAGUAUCAACGAUAACCGCGAUUGCAAUGCAGGCCAACUUCAAGAUCUAUUAUUUGCUGGUAACCAAGAGGCCGGUAAUUCAGCUGGUAUAGAAUUAACGGUCGAAGACCGUGGCCCAUUUAUGCCUCAACCAUUUGCUGAAUACGAAGGUCACACUGCUGACGUAUUGGAUGUGUCAUGGAGCAAAAGUAACUUCAUUCUCAGCUCGUCGAUGGAUAAAACUGUUCGCCUGUGGCACAUCAGUCGAGCCGAGUGUCUUUGCGUGUUUCACCAUGUCGAAUUCGUUACUGCGAUUGCAUUUCACCCCCGAGAUGACAGAUAUUUUUUAAGCGGUUCGUUAGACGGCAAACUCCGCUUGUGGAAUAUUCCUGAUAAGAAAGUGCAUCUAUGGAACGAGCUGGAAGGCACUCAUACAAAACUGAUUACUUGUGCCAAUUUUUGUCAAAAUGGCAAAUUUGCUGUUGUUGGUUCGUACGAUGGUCGAUGCGUAUUCUACACGACCGACCAACUUAAGUACUAUACACAGAUUGCGGUGCGCAGCUCGCGCGGUAAGAAUGCCCAAGGAAAGAAGAUCUCAGGAAUCGAGCCAAUGCCCGGCGAAGACAAAAUACUUGUAACUAGUAACGAUUCCCGAAUUCGCCUUUACGAUCUCAGAGACCUGACGCUCUCGUGCAAAUAUAGAGGUCUGGUGAACAGCAGCAGCCAAAUCAAAGCCACAUUUAGCCCAGAUGGACGAUACGUGAUUAGUGGCAGCGAAAAUAUGUUUACCUAUAUCUGGAAAACCUACCAUGACCACUCAGCGUUUUCCUCAGCUAGGCGAGACCGCAAUGCCUUUUGGGAGAACAUCAAAGUUCACGAUGCUUCGGUCACAUCCGCAGUGUUUGCUCCGAAGCCGGAUAUCAUCACGAAGCAGCUGGAUGAUGCGCUUGUUCCACCUUCGGUAGCGUCGGAAAGCGCCAAAAAUUACGUAAUUGUUUCCGCCGAUUUUCGGGGUGAGAUUCACGUGCUAGCGCAUUCGAUGCGUCAAAGUGAAUGAUCCGGUCGCCCGGGACCGCUGUUGGCCGUAUGCUGCAGCAGUGGGCCCAAUGAUGAUCAGACUUGUGAAGGAGGCGAUCGUGAUGAUAGGACCAGCGGGGUUGUUGGUACCCUUGAAAGCUGCAUUGCUAUAACCGGCACUGGAAAAAGGCUCGGGUCCUACAGGCGACGAACACCUUAGAAUAACUGUUUGGUUACUUAUAGAGGCAAGGGAAGCCUUCGAAGGUUACCCAAAUGUUUUCACAUGAAUGAUCAAUACAAUAAUUUAUUACCAGGAGGAGGAAAGUUGCCUGAAAGGGAAUUCUUGUGGAUUUGUUACCGAUCAACGGUGACGUUAAUACUUAAUGCCAAUAAACAGGGCAGUGUGCGACAUG